Molecule: messenger RNA, 2796 nt
Organism: Phymastichus coffea
Lineage: Eukaryota; Metazoa; Arthropoda; Insecta; Hymenoptera; Eulophidae
Product: tubulin glycylase 3A-like
Exons: 11
Coding region: 1-2460 (819 amino acids)
Biological process (GO): cilium movement; cilium assembly; protein polyglycylation
Cellular component (GO): cilium
Molecular function (GO): protein-glycine ligase activity, initiating
Source: RefSeq, a predicted model, not a curated record
AUGGAGAAACAUGCCGAUGUAAAGAGCAAAAGCAAUCGUGAGCACUCGUCGAAGAGGCGGCAGCGGCCUCAAGAGCCACCAAAAUUUUACAGUAAAAACUACUUAAGAAGGUACAAUCACGGUGAGGUACGAGCUUCAACGCCAACCUUACUGACUGUCAAAAAGAAUUUAAUGUCCGAUCAGACAGCAGCCAGCACUACUGCCACCGAGGCCGCUGCUCCGACGAGAAGCCAACAAAAUGAAGAGCAAAACAGCAGCGGAGCAGUGAUAGCCAUAUCGCCGACGAUCUUAAAGUUGGCAGACGCGAGUGAGACGCUGGUGGAGAUUAGCAAAAACGAAAACCCCUACAAUCGAGCUCGAUCCAGCUCGAAGCCCGCGAACCAGCAGUUGUCGGAUUAUCGUUACAGUCUCCUUAAUGCGAUGUCCUCGGUAAAAUCGAGCUACUUCAAGUGCGACGCUCUGUCGGGCAGCGACGAGCGAGCAUCUAACGAGCAGAGCAGCCUGUCGUCUCGCGAAGACGAAUUAGCCAGGCACGAUACCUUCAAGAAAGUCAAAGCCAAAGUCGAGGAGGCUAUAAAGCGGCACAAGGUAUUUCUCAUACGAGGCGAAUUGCCAAGGCUGAAGGAGGCUCUCGAGGAGCGCGGUUGGGUGCAGAAGUACGAGCCGAGCAGGACGAGAUCACUUCCAUAUGGUUGUGUGAAUCUCGAGUCGGUUAAGUCACUUGGCGAUGUAAGGCUUGCUGACGGCACACUCAAUGAACGAGCAUUAACCUAUGCAUUGUUGAGACAUACGCAACCAGAUUUCAUAUGGGACUGCCGCAAUGACUUUAUCGAGUGGGAUCGCUCAAUUGCCGCUAGUGUACUUCUCAAUCGAUUUCACAAGCCUUCGCUCUACACUUCCAAGUUGGGCAUGGCCCACGUGCUGCAAGAAGCGCAUUGGCUGUACGAAGCAAGCGUCGCGGACGUGCUCUUUCCCCGCAGCUACAACCCCAGUCGUGAGCUUGCGGCUUUCGUGGCAGAUUUUCGGCGUUGUACCACUGUCGCACUGCUCAGGCGGUUUAUACGCCGCAUCACGAAUACCGAAGCCAACAAUCCAGAUACCGAUGAACUGCAACAAGAAUCGACAGAUGGAGGAGGUGGCGGUGGUAGUGGCGGCGAGCCUGAGAUCCCUCUGGAGACGAUCGAGUUUGCAGUAAGACGUUGCGAAGAACAAAUCGCCGAAUUGGAGCACGAGGACAUCGACGCCGAGGUGGACAGCGAGAUAAGCGAAGAGGAAUGGCUAUUAUUCAGUGCAGAUUGCGAGAGACUCUUGUACAAGCCUAAUGGAAUGGCAAAUUUACCGAAGUCUGAUCCCAAUCGACUUGAGAUGCUUCACGCAGCAGCUCAAUCGGCAUUGGAGAAGCUAUCAAGAUUGGAUUCUCAAUUCAAGUUGAAUGGUGAAAGAAACAUAUGGAUCGUCAAGCCAAGUAAUUUAUGCUGUGGUUCGGGCAUCUUCGUGACACACGAGAUUAAAACUAUCAUGCAGCGCGUGGAUAGCAAACCUCGUGACUACUACAUCGUUCAAAAGUACAUCGAGCGUCCUCUCCUCGUGCAUGCCACCAAAUUUGACAUUCGACAGUGGUUCCUCGUCACCUCUACCUUCCCUAUGACUAUAUGGACUUUCAAGGAGGCUCUGCUGCGACUCAGCUCCAAGCCCUACACCUCUACAACUUAUCACGAAGCGAUCCAUCUAUGCAAUACGGCUGUGCAAGAGAGAUAUGACCUCGAACGGCGACGGAGACGAAGCCGUGGAGAAGAGCUUGCCAACGAUCAGCAGCAGCACCAAGCCAGCGUUCGUGAUCAGGGAUGGAACUGCGAGAAGCUCAACGAAUACUUGAAAAGCUUAGGCCACGAAGGUGAGCCAUACUACGAGAGGAUCUACCCAGCGAUGUCGCGUGCGAUUGUGCUGACGAUGCUGGCGGCACAAGACUUCAUGGACCGGCGGCGUUGCAGCUUCGAGCUCUAUGGUGCAGAUUUCAUGGUUAUGGACGAUCUUUCGGUUUGGCUCAUCGAGAUAAACACCAAUCCCAGGAUGCAUCCACCAAGCUCCAGGAUCACCCAUAGACUUUAUGCCGCUGUACUCGAUAGUCUGGUCAAGGUGGUGCUCGAUCUACCAUUGAACCCUCAGGCCGAUACAGGUGGCUUUGAACUAACCUAUCGACAGCCUGUUCCCGACACACAACCUUACCUCGGGCCUUGUCUCUUUGCUUUUGGUAAAACAAUGACGUUGCAUGAACCGCCAACGAAUUACGCGAAGAAACGUUGCACUUGGAUAAGUGUUAACGGGAAACAAUGCCGCGCGGUCACUGCGCCGCCAGUGAUCCAACAUCAACCAAAGGUCGUCGAUUUCAUAGUUUAUCUCAAUAGUGCCUCCUCGGCUUGCAAAGAAGAUCUCGAGGAUGAAGUUCGAGCACUGAAUUGAUAUUGAUAAGUCAUUGUCCCGUCGCUACAGCUGCUGCACAUCCUGGGACAUUUAGUUUCCUCCGUCGAUUUACAAUCUUCCGACAGUUAUGAAAGUCUCCUCUCUCGGUCGAUCAACGGCUAGAUUCGAUUAAGCGACCUACAAUUCAACUCGCCGUUUAAAUUAUGUCUAGUACUGGUGUUUCGAGGAAAUCAACCUAGUUUUAAAAUAAAUCGCGUGGCUUAAAUACAUCAAUUAUGUGCUCUUCACUAGAUAUUUUCAAUAAUAAAUUCAAUAACGGAUAUUAAAUCACAGUAGAAAUGAAAAUAAAUAAUAAAAGAAGUAAAAAUUGCUGGG